Molecule: messenger RNA, 2238 nt
Organism: Metarhizium album ARSEF 1941
Lineage: Eukaryota; Fungi; Ascomycota; Sordariomycetes; Hypocreales; Clavicipitaceae
Product: ATPase, AFG1-like protein
Exons: 5
Coding region: 1-2238 (745 amino acids)
Biological process (GO): protein quality control for misfolded or incompletely synthesized proteins
Cellular component (GO): mitochondrion; cytoplasm
Molecular function (GO): ATP binding; ATP hydrolysis activity
Source: RefSeq, a predicted model, not a curated record
AUGCCUGCCCUAUUCAAGUCGUUCGUAGUCUGCGCCUUAGUAGCCGUGACGCAGGCCGACACUAUCAAGAUCACGGCUCAACCCGACAACACAUUCAACCCAAACUCUGUCACAGCGAAGAAGGGUGAUAUCCUUGAGUUUCACUUCCAAUCUCAGAACCACAGUGUUGUAGCAGGUGACUACAAGUAUCCUUGCUCACCUCUUCCGAUGGGCAGUGGUUUCUUCUCUGGAUACGUGCCCGCAGAAAAUGGCGAAGCAGACAAGGUGUUCCGAGUGACAGUGAACAGCACAGACCCCAUGGCUUUUUAUUCCUCCCAAAGUAACGAAUGCGCCAAGGGCAUGGUCGGCAUGAUCAAUGCAAACGGCACAGAAACCCUCGAUGACUACAAGAAACGGGCUGCCACGUUGGCCAGAGGUGUCACCCCUGGCAAUUCUCCCUACGGCGGAGUCGUGGCCGAGAGCAAGUCCUCCGAAUCAGGCGACAGCAAGAAGAAUGACAAGGACAAGGACAAGGGAAGCAGCGCUAAGAGCGCUGCUGGUGUUCUGCAUGUUCCUCUCCUAACACUGGCCACCGCUUGGGGGGCUAUGUUUUUGAGACAGAGUUAUUCGACGAUGCGAGGCGGCGGUGCGUUGUCAAAGGGCACCGCCCGCCGGUUACACCGCUCUCGCGACGUGCGAUUUGCAAAGCAAUACUCUUGCAUCGGGCAAAUGAGCUGUCGGCCAACAGCAAUCAAGCAUUUCCCGACGUGCCGGACACCCAUACCGCUGCCAACUGCGCUUCCGCCAUACAACACAGGUUUUCGAAGCGCGGCAACCAUUGCGGAUGACCAGCUGCACAAAGGGGGCCCCUUAUCAGAGUAUGAUAGACGGGUAGAGGACGGCCUCUUACGAAAUGACGACCAUCAGCGGGGCAUCAUUGAAAGUCUGCAAAACCUGUACAACGAGCUGCGCAACUACCACGCCCCCGAGGUCAAGCGCCCCAGCGUCGACUCUUUGCAUCCGCCCAGGAAAUCAGUGUUCUCGUCAAUAUUCGGCUCGGGCAGCAAAGCACAAUCCAGCGUGGGCGACAUCCCCGACGAUCUGCCCCGCGGCUUGUACCUGUACGGCGACGUGGGCAGUGGCAAGACGAUGCUGAUGGACCUGUUCUACGACACGCUCCCGAGCUCCGUCAAGACAAAGACGCGAAUCCAUUUCCACAACUUCAUGCAAGAUGUACACAAGCGGCUGCACAAGUUGAAAACGGAACGCGGGACUGACGUGGACGCCGUGCCGUUUGUCGCAGCGGACAUUGCCGAGCACGGAAGCGUACUGUGCUUCGAUGAGUUUCAGUGCACAGAUGUGGCGGAUGCCAUGAUUCUGCGAAGGCUACUAGAGUGCCUCAUGUCCCACGGCGUCGUCCUGGUCACGACGUCCAACCGUCACCCCGAUGACUUGUACAAGAACGGCAUCCAACGAGAGUCCUUCAUACCCGCCAUCAAGCUCCUGAAGAACAGACUGCAUGUCAUCAAUCUCGACUCGCCCACUGACUACCGGAAAAUCCCCCGCCCGCCGUCAGGGGUAUAUCACACGCCGCUCGACGGCCAUGCCAAAUCUCAUGCCGAGAAAUGGUUUCGCUUCCUCGGAGACUCCUCGGACGACCCGCCACAUUCAGAGACGCAAAAGGUUUGGGGGCGAGAAAUCUACGUACCCAAGGUUAGUGGCAGAUGCGCCUGGUUCACAUUUGACGAGCUCAUACGGCAACCGAAAUCCGCUGCCGACUACCUCGAACUUGUGCGCGCAUACGACGCCUUUAUUGUAACCGGUGUGCCGGGAAUGACAAUCAGAGAGCGCGAUCUCGCCCGCCGAUUCAUCACGUUCAUCGACGCCGUCUACGAGGGCAACGCGAAACUGGUCCUCACCACGGAAAAGCCACUGACGGAGCUCUUCGUUUCAAAAGAUGAAAUUGGCGAGGCCCUACUGCGAGACAAUCCUCAGAGCACUGGUGAGGAAGAACGAAUGCCGUCUGCCGUGCAGGAGAUAAUAGAGGACGUAGACCGCCAGGCCGAUGAGCUCAAGAAUUCAGGUCUCUUUGCAGGCGAAGAGGAAGCGUUUGCGUUUAUGCGAGCAUUGAGUCGGCUCAAGCAUAUGGAGAGCAAAGAAUGGGUAGAGCGAGGCAUGGGAUUGGAAAGCCAGGGAGGCAAGCGGGACAGAGAUAACUGGUCCAAGACGAGAAGUCGACAAAUGGAAGACUCAAUGUAG